Parasteatoda tepidariorum (common house spider) is the source of this 763-nucleotide messenger RNA. RefSeq names its product MKI67 FHA domain-interacting nucleolar phosphoprotein. Gene Ontology annotation, molecular function: RNA binding. NCBI's taxonomy places the organism in Eukaryota, Metazoa, Arthropoda, Arachnida, Araneae, Theridiidae. The record is from RefSeq and is a predicted model, not a curated record.
CUUUUCUCCAAAUUUCCUUAGAAAUAAAAUGCGAUAACAUCACGCUGUAACCGUAGCGUUCUCUUUGUUUAUUUUGUACGCAACGGCAUGUUGACCAAAUCUUAAAAAUAAAAGUUUAUCAAAUAAUUUGAAAUACUUCUAUUGUGCUAGGUAAGAGACAUAAUUUGCCAAAAUGAUGAACUCUUUUGUUGAAAAUGUUCGAAGAAAAAUCAAACCUCAGAAACCCGUGAAUGAAGCCAAAAGAGAAAAAAGGCUGAGAAAGAAACAAGCCAAAUUGGCACAACAGACAGAUUGUGGUCCUGGAACGAUAUAUAUCGGUCACAUACCGCACGGAUUCUACGAGACAGAAAUGAAGCAAUAUUUCUCACAAUUUGGGGAAGUCACCAAUCUCCGUCUGGCCAAAAGUCGUAGGAGUUUGAGGUCGAAAGGUUAUGCUUUCAUUCAGUUCAAAUCAGCUGAUGUCGCCAAAGUUGUUGCAGAAACCAUGAACAAUUAUCUAUUUUUUGAGAGGCUGCUGAAAUGCGAGUACGUUCCCGAAGACAAGCUACAUCCAGAUGUAUUUAAGGGUUGGAAAGGUAAAAGGACCAGCCGUGACCUCAACCGUGAUGUUCAGAACCGACACAGAUCUGAAGAGAGUAUUGCAAAGAGUAAACUUAACCGAAAGGAUAGAUUAAAGAAGCUGAAAAGUUAUUUGAAAGAUAAUAACAUUACUUUUAAAAUUAAUUCAUUUAAAAACAAGGAAUAAAAAUAUUUGUUUCUUUAA